GUUAUAGGACAGAAGAGUGUUAACAGCCAGCGUAGGUAGAUCACCGGACAAGCACUGCAGCUACAAGUCAGAAGCGGAGGGAAGGAGUGAGAAACAGAUAGGGAGGUUCACACGUGUGGGGAGAGAAACGGAGCAUAGCAGCAGAGUGUUGUGGCUGUUUGGGCAACAGGAGCUUUUGGUAGCCAGGAAGAGGGCAGCCAAGCCUGAGGAGAUGCUGUAAGGAAGAGUGCCAAGUGAUGGAGCUUGAAGCAGUCAGCAGGCGGGCGCAAUUAGUCAGAAUGGAUGAUCAGGACAGAGUGAGCCAAGCAUCCAGCGUUGCUACCAUUUCCUACUUUCCUGUCAUGAAGGAAAGCGAUGGAAAGGUGCAAACAUUUGGGAAAAGAUGUCAGUCUGCCAAGAGAGACCCCAACUGUCCCGUAGUCAUCAGAGGAUGGCUCAACAAAAAAGACAGCUCUGGUUUGAAGCUGUGGAAGAGAAGGUGGUUUGUCCUCUCCAACUACUGUCUGUUUUACUAUAAAGACAGUAGAGAGGAAUCUGUGCUGGGCAGCAUCCCACUGCCGAGCUAUAAAAUCCUUUUUUGCACACCACGAGAAUGCAAGAACAGAAAGUUCACCUUCAAGGUGGUGCACCAGGGAAUGCGCUCCUAUUUCUUCAGUGCUGACACUCAGGAGGACAUGUUGGGUUGGGUCCGAGCUCUCAGUCAGUCAGCUGCAAUGGAGCCCAACAGCUCCCUGAACAGGCGUUGCUCAAGCUAUCAGGAUUUCACACAGAUAGGUGGCAGCAGUGAAUCAGUGGAUUUCCCUAAACCCCCAUCUGAUGGAGAGGGUCCCUCCCAGAGGCACAGGCACGUCAGCAGGACUCUGAGCGAACCGAGUCAUCUCGCUGGUGGGAGGACGGGGACGUCGCGCUCAGAGCAGAGGGGGAGGCGGAGUGUGCGUCAGAGAAACAGCAGAACACCCAGCCCUCCAGAUUUUAGCGGAAGAAGAGCUUGUGGUCCACAGCAAGAGGAAGACGCUCUUCCUGGUCAAAACACGCCACCCACGCAGACAGAAAUGAUGGGCACAGGCUCUUUGACCUCGAGGGGUCAGCUAGGGUCACGACCUCACACACCAGUUGGAAGGGUUGACAUUCGACCUCACGAUGACUCGGGCAUGGUGCCACAAACCCUGUACUAUGCACCUGCCUCACCUAACUUGGAGUUCAAAUCCACUCCUAACACUCCAGUAACAGAGCGGUGGCAAAACCUGAGCAAGCCUACACCUACAUAUGGGUCUGUCCAUCAUAUCUCAAGUGGGAGACGACCUUUAGGAAAGAGCUACUCCACAGGGGCGCAGGCAGACUUACUGCCCCCUCUGCCUCCCUCAUCGAGAGCCGCACAUGCUCCCCACCACCCACACCACCACCACCACCACCAUCAUCACCAUCACCGCAGCAAUUUAUCUGUUUGUGUGCUACCACCAGCUAUGGCCCCAAAGCCUGACCCGAGAGAAGCCCCGCCAAUCAGGCCUCUUGAAAGUGAUGCAGAUGCUGUGUUGACAAGGUUGUGUGGGUGCGACAAGCUGCUGCAGUCUCUGUCUGUAGAACUGGCCCAGCUACAAAUGGAUAAGGAUGGCGUCCACUGUGCAUUAGAGGUGUCCAGACUGCAGCUGGAGGAGUGGAAAAACCAGGGGCCCAGGGCUCAGGAGGAAGCACUGACCCAGAAGGCUUUGCUCCAAGAAGAGCUGGUCACAAUCCGGGCCAGGAUGUGUGAUGUAUCAUUGGAAAUGGAGAGGGUGUGGAGUCAGUAUGAGAGAAUGGAGAGUGAACUGUCGGUUAUCCGUUCACACCUUCAGCACAUCUGUAACUUUGGACUGCCACAGGACCAGUCUCAGGCCCAGAGAGAGCUGUGGAUGAUGGAGGACAUCAUGGCUGGACUAAGGAUCAACAGGGAUCAUUUCCGCUUCCUACUGGGACUACAGAGGCACCACGUGUUCCAGCCGACAUCUCCACAUCCUGGAUCCCCUGGCACACCCACAGAGAGGCUGCAGUGUGGACUGCCUAUGGAUGUGGAACAAGAGCCACCACUCCGCCCACCGUUACCCCAGGAACUACAGGAAAGCUACCAGAGCAGGGAUCAGGGCCACGGCUGGACAGAGUCACCGUAUGAGGGAAUCUACAGCCACACUGUUGAUCCUGUACAUAGAAGAGGAAACAGCCAGCCCGACCUCCUUAAUGCAAAAGCAACGAAAGACACAUUUGAAUCUGCUUCAAAGUGGAUCCCACCAGAUGCAACAAGCCAAUCAACCAAGAAGAUGAAAAUGAGUGAAGAAGAGCAGAUUGAACGGAUGAAGAGGAAUCAGGAGAGGAUGACCAAUAGGAAGAAACCCCCCAUACCCACUCCAGUUCAAAGUUCAGAGACAAGAGAGGAGGCCCCCUUCCCUCUAAGGGUGACACGAGUUGUUACAGCUGUACUGCCGUCUUCUCUCGUGGCCAGACGGGUUUCUGUCGAGGAUCCUCCACCCGAGCUUGACAACCCACUGCCCGAGCAGAUCCCGCCUGAGUUGCAGCAAAAAUUUGCCGAGCAGAGUAAAAAAUUGUUGAACAAGCCACCCAGGCGUCUGUUGCUGGAGGGCCCUGAUCCAGACCAGGAUCAGCCUGUUAGAAAGACAAACAGGCAGCAGCAUCAGGGAGUGUUGAGGUCCCCCAAGAGGGAGUCAAGGUCAGAUGAGAGCAGAGGCCAGCCCACAGAGACCUCACGAAAUCAACUUCAAGACCAAGCAGGUGUAGGAUAUGGAAGAGAGGGCUUGGACGUCAAGACAGACGAACAGCCCUCUGCACUCCUGAGCCAUGACAUGGAACCUGACCUCUGUCUGACCCCUGAGCAGCGAGAGGCCAAACUUCGACGAGUGGAACGAAUACGGGAGAGAGUCAUAAGAAGCGCAGUCAGGCAGAGUGCUACCAAACACAAUCAACUGCCAAUCACAGGAGAGGGGCAGGAAGUUCAUCAGGUGCCCCCUGACACAGCUAGAAAACAAAGGAUUAAAUCAGACCGUGAAUCUUACAUCGGCUAUGGAAGCUGUGAUAACAUCAGAGGUCCUGCAGAGCUUAAGCUUUCUAGUGGCACAUCUCAGGAUGAAGAAGAAAGAGACGGACAGGUGAAAAAAUGUAAAAGUCAGGUAAAAUUUGGAAGCAAAACACAAAACAAAGAUCACAGUGGUAGAACAGGGGUUGCCAAAACUAAAAUCAUGCGUCCAGCUUCACCCUAUCACGUCUCAUCUAUGACUGUCUACCAGAAAGAUGGAGGCACAGGAUUUACAGGUUACAAGGAUGGGGAGGAAGACAAACUUGAGGAACCUGAUUGUAAUGAAAGUGAUUUUUCAUCCUCCGAUCUGAGAGCCAAGUGGUUCCUCUCUACCAAUCAGUGGCAAGGGUUCAUACCCUUGCAGAUCCCUGGCAUUGACUUGUGCAAUGAGGAGAUAUCGGACAUUGAGAAUCAGCCAGCAAGCAGUGACGACCUGACUGAUUCCAAUGAAAUGUCAUCUGCUGUCAGUGAGAGUUUAGAGAAAAUGAAAGAGAACCAUUCACUCUUCUAUAAGAUCGCAUGUGACAUUAGUAUUUCAGACUCAGAUAUAACAAAGAAUGAUGGGAAUGCCCAAACGUCAUCCAGGCCAGAGGAAGAACUGCUGAUCACUGAAUCUGUGCCUGACGAAGCAACCCAUGAUUUUGAGAAAUCUUUGAACCAAGAGAGCAAGAAUUCCAGCCUGUGUUUACCCUCAGACGUUAAUGAAAACCGUCUCUCAAUUAUUAAUGAACUCCAAGAUUCAACCCAGGACAAAACAGUGUUAGAUACCUCAGCCAAUCCAGCAAGAGAGGUCCCUCAAAACGUAUGUGAGGACACCUCAAGGCACGAUAGCCAGUUGGAAGUCAGAGAAAUUGUCCAUGAAACUACUUCUGGUGAGGCCGUGGAUGAAUAUUUAAAGACAAGUGAAGAACAAAGUGGGGGGAAAGAGUCAGAGGACAGGAAGGUGGACCAAGAGAGAGCUCAAGAACGGAAGAAAUAUCGUAGUUUAAGUGAGGACAACAAACAGACAGUCCAAGAAGGAGGCAACAACCACUCCAUCACUCCAUCCAGCUCUGAGGGGAGAAGUGUGAUUCGGAGCGCCUCUUUCGGGAAGGCACGAGUUACUGUGUUAAGGACAAGUUUGUAGAGGCAAGAACAGCAAUGGCUUAAGGAGCUUAAAGGAAUGAACUUGGGAAGGACAAGAACACAGUUAAGUGAUUUAUGGUAAAGGACAGUGCCUGAUGAGGAGGACUUUAAAUGGGAAAAUGGGAACAUGCAAUGUCAGAGUAGACAUAACAUUUGGUAAACUUGAACAUUUCCAUUAUUCGUAACCUGUGGUUUGAAAUUGAUUCUGAUGAAAUACAAAGUCUUAAGAUUCAUGAAAACAAAUGCGUAUGCAAUUAUGUCGUUGUUUUUGCAGGUGAUCGUAAACACCAAAUACCUUAUGUAUAGUUGCAGUCCAACAGAUGCCCAGUGUUUGAGGUUAACUCUUUCAUUCCUCUCAAAACGUGCAUCUAACAUGACAGAAAUUAUACGUGAUUGCUGCUUGUGGUUGGCAACAUAACCCUGUAACUGUCACUGUAACAAAAUGUUUUGUAUCUCAAAUGCCCCGAUUACUAAACAUGGUUUGUGCUACAUCGA
Molecule: messenger RNA, 4681 nt
Organism: Plectropomus leopardus (leopard coralgrouper)
Lineage: Eukaryota; Metazoa; Chordata; Actinopteri; Perciformes; Serranidae
Gene: plekha4
Product: pleckstrin homology domain containing A4
Source: RefSeq, a predicted model, not a curated record